Molecule: messenger RNA, 783 nt
Organism: Capronia epimyces CBS 606.96
Lineage: Eukaryota; Fungi; Ascomycota; Eurotiomycetes; Chaetothyriales; Herpotrichiellaceae
Product: TATA-box-binding protein
Exons: 3
Coding region: 1-783 (260 amino acids)
Biological process (GO): DNA-templated transcription initiation
Molecular function (GO): DNA binding; RNA polymerase II general transcription initiation factor activity
Source: RefSeq, a predicted model, not a curated record
AUGGAGUCUCUUACCACUCACCCUGCCACCGCGCAACAAGCCAAAGCCUUCACUUCUCCUGCGUCCCUGUCGUUUCCCGGCGGCGCUGGGGACUUGACACCGCCCUCAUCUGAGAAAGAUGGACAAAACCUCAACGGUAGCUCGUACGCAGAUGGAAAGAUGAACGGUCAACAGCAGGGAGGAAACGUUCUGCAAGCUCCGCAGACUCCCAGUGCGACUCCUGGUGCUGGAGUGAGUGGUAUUGUCCCAACUCUGCAAAACAUCGUUGCUACGGUCAACUUGGACUGUCGUCUCGAUCUCAAGACCAUUGCACUUCACGCCCGCAACGCCGAGUACAAUCCUAAGCGUUUCGCUGCCGUCAUCAUGCGUAUCCGUGAACCCAAGACUACUGCUCUGAUUUUCGCAUCAGGCAAGAUGGUCGUCACGGGCGCAAAGUCGGAAGAUGAUUCUAAGCUUGCCAGCCGCAAGUAUGCCCGUAUCAUCCAGAAACUUGGUUUCAACGCCAAGUUCACCGACUUUAAGAUCCAGAACAUCGUGGGCUCUUGUGACAUCAAGUUCCCCAUUCGAUUGGAAGGGCUGGCCUCCAAGCAUCAUCCUUUCAGUUCGUAUGAGCCUGAGUUGUUCCCGGGUCUCAUCUACCGCAUGAUCAAGCCCAAGAUUGUCUUGUUGAUCUUCGUCAGCGGGAAGAUCGUACUCACCGGCGCCAAAGUUCGUGAGGAGAUCUACCAGGCAUUCGAGCAGAUCUACCCGACACUUUCAGGUAAGCCACUUCGACCUGCGUGA